Messenger RNA from Corythoichthys intestinalis (scribbled pipefish), 13000 nucleotides. It is a transcript of the gene cebpa, whose product is annotated as CCAAT enhancer binding protein alpha. The transcript has 3 exons. Bases 5795 to 6601 code for a protein of 268 amino acids. NCBI's taxonomy places the organism in Eukaryota, Metazoa, Chordata, Actinopteri, Syngnathiformes, Syngnathidae. The record is from RefSeq and is a predicted model, not a curated record. Gene Ontology annotation, biological process: regulation of transcription by RNA polymerase II; DNA-templated transcription. Gene Ontology annotation, molecular function: RNA polymerase II cis-regulatory region sequence-specific DNA binding; DNA-binding transcription factor activity, RNA polymerase II-specific.
GGAACUCCGCGCCCACUUGGAAGCUAACAUACAUGACGCCAAACACAAGCCGACGCUCGGCUAACAACGCCAAUAUCGGCUUCUUUUGUCAUUUCCAGACUACUUUGUCGAACUUUUACUCGUUUGACGAGUAACUUCCGCCAAACGACGCGAUAACGUGACUAGACUUGCCGCCUAAAUCGAGUCGUGAACCCGAAAGAGUAAGAAAAAGAAAGAGUUUGUUUCCUUCCCGUCUUUGUUUGUCCGGUGUCGCCGCCCGCCCGCCGACGUUUCGGCCUGCUCGUUGGCGCGAAGAGCCCGCCCGUUUGCCCGCCAGUGGCCAGUUAUAAAAAGAAACGUUACCUUGACGGGUCGAAACCAGUGUGUAGAAUUGGCGACGAACGACAGCGUAGCCGCUAAAGUUUCCGCUCCGGUUGUAGUGCGAGAGCUCGGCCUGUUUUGGUUUCCGACAUGGAGUCAGUGGAGAGCCGAUUGCGAAAUCGCUUUUGCCAUGUAGGGCAACGCCUGGCGUUGGCCAAUCACAGGCGAGGCGAGACCCGCCCGACCGCCUUUUCGACCAAUCAGCUCGGAGUAUGCCUGACCUGACGCAACCUUGGAUACGAAUGAUGUGUCGUCCCACCAAUCGGCGGCUAGGCUUUAUGUAAUGAGCUGACGGACGCGCGCGUGACGUCGUCAAACCUCGACGCUUGGGCGCAUUCACGAAAAAGACUUCAAAACACAAACAUUUGCAUAUCGAAAGAAUGAAUAUCGAAACCAUUGAAGCGAGGUUUUGAUUAAAAUGUAUGCAUAUACAUAAAUAUAAGUCUUUUCAGUCAAGGCUAUUGGCACGGAGCCGUAAUUUCACCAAGUAAACGACUGUUGUAUCGCUGAAAGAGUGACGUCAUAACUUGACCAAAGGAAGGAGUAACACGUUGAUGACGUUGCAGGAAUUCCCUGAGUAGUCAAGAUAUUUUGUGACUAAUAAUUUUUGAAUGACUUUGUUAAGAUAAUUGUUUUUCUUCCACUGUAAAUAUGUUUUGUUGUUUGUAAAUAUGUUAAAUUUGUACUUCAUGGCAGGGGCAGAUCCACUAGGGUGGCAUGGGAGGGCAACUAACACCCUAAAAGAUAGACUUGCCACCUCAGUCGGCACUUGAAUUUGACAUUUAGUGUUUGAGGAUCCCUAUUAUACUAAUAAUAUGAAAACAUAAAUAUAAAUAACUAUUAAAAAUAAUUUUUUUAAAAAUGUGAAGCUAAGUUUAUAUCAUUUUAUAAUUGUUACUUGUGCCUUUUUGUAGUGUCUACAUAUGAUUUCUUAGCAAUCUUUGAUUCAGUAUGUAUACACAUCUACCAUAUGUUACCACUAGGGGCGUAGAUAUAGAUCCAUAUGGAUCAAUAUUGAUUUGUUAAGCACAAUGUAAGGUAAUUCGAUCAAAAUACAAAAUUGUUAUAUUUCUGGUAUGCCGUAUUGUAUCUAAAAGAAAAAUUAAAUUGUACCACACAUCAAAACUCAUUUGUAUUGUUAUUGCUUUAGGUAAAUUAGAACUAAUUAUGUUAAAUUGCGUCCUCAUUUUGCAUUAAAUCAAUUGGAGGCCUUUGAAUCGAAUGGUCGCUGAAUAUCAUAACAUUUUCCAAAGAAUAUCAUCGAGAAAUAUUUGUCAACUGUAUACAGUAUUUAGCCAAAUUGGCUAACUGCCAUUGCAAAAGUCCUCUAACUUAAAUGCUAUAUAAUGCUAUUGUUAACAUAGCAAAAGCCCGUUAGCUUAAAUGCUAUAUAAUGCUAAUGUUAGCAAAUCAAAAGUUUGCUAGCUUAAAUGCGAUACAAUGCUUAUGUUUACAACAAUUGGCUAACUUGCAUAGCAAAAGUACGCUAGAUUAAAUGCUAUAUAAUGCUAAUGUUAGCAUAGCAAAAGUCCGCUUGCCUAAAUGCUAUAUAAUGCUAAUGUUUACAACAAUUGGCUAACUUGCAAAGCAAAAGUCCGCUGGCUUAAAUGCUAUAUCAUGCUAAGGUUAGCAUAGCAAAAGUCCACUCGCUUAAAUGCUAUACAAUGCUAAUGUUUACAACAAUUGGCCAACUUGCAAAGCAUAAGUCCGCUAGCUUAAAUGCUAUAUCAUGCUAAGGUUAGCAUAGCAAAAGUCCGCUCAGUUAAAAGCUAUAUCAUGCUAAGGUUAGCAUAGCAAAAGUCCACUAGCUUAAAUGCUAUAUCAUGCUAAGGUUAGCAUAGCAAAAGUCCACUCGGUUAAAUGCUAUAUAAUACUAAUGUUUACAACAAUUGGCUAACUUGCGUAGCAAAAGUCCGCCAGUUUAAAUGCUAUAUAAUGCUAAUGUUAGCAUAGCAAAAGUCCACUAGCUUAAAUGCUAUACAACGCUAAUGUUUACAAAAAAUUGGCUAACUUGCAAAGUAAAAGUCCGCUACCUUAAAUGCUAUAUAAUGCUAAUGUUAGCAUAGCAAAAGUCCGCUUGCCUAAAUGCUAUAUAAUGCUGAUGUUUACAACAAUUGGCUGACUUGCAAAGCAAAAGUCCGCUAGCUGAAAUGCUAUAUCAUGCUAAGGUUAGCAUAGCAAAAGCCCGCUCGGUUAAAAGCUAUAUCAUGCUAAGGUUAGCAUAGCAAAAGUCAGCCAGCUUAAAUGCUAUGUAAUACUAAUGUUUACAACAAUUGGCUAACUUACAUAGCAAAAGUCCGCUAGCUUAAAUGCUAUAUCAUGCUAAGGUUAGCAUAGCAAAAGUCUGCUUGGUUAAAUGCUAUAUCAUGCUAAGGUUAGCAUAGCAAAACUCCGCUAGGUUAAAUGCUAUAAAAUGCUAAUGUUUACAACAAUUGGCUAACUUGCGUAGCAAAAGUCCGCCAGUUUAAAUGCUAUAUAAUGCUAAUGUUAGCAUAGCAAAAGUCCACUAGCUUAAAUGCUAUACAAUGCUAAUGUUUACAAAAAAUUGGCUAACUUGCAAAGUAAAAGUCCGCUACCUUAAAUGCUAUAUAAUGCUAAUGUUAGCAUAGCAAAAGUCCGCUUGCCUAAAUGCUAUAUAAUGCUGAUGUUUACAACAAUUGGCUGACUUGCAAAGCAAAAGUCCGCUAGCUGAAAUGCUAUAUCAUGCUAAGGUUAGCAUAGCAAAAGCCCGCUCGGUUCAAAGCUAUAUCAUGCUAAGGUUAGCAUAGCAAAAGUCAGCCAGCUUAAAUGCUAUGUAAUACUAAUGUUUACAACAAUUGGCUAACUUACAUAGCAAAAGUCCGCUAGCUUAAAUGCUAUAUCAUGCUAAGGUUAGCAUAGCAAAAGUCUGCUUGGUUAAAUGCUAUAUCAUGCUAAGGUUAGCAUAGCAAAACUCCGCUAGGUUAAAUGCUAUAAAAUGCUAAUGUUUACAACAAUUGGCUAACUUGCGUAGCAAAAGUCCGCCAGUUUAAAUGCUAUAUAAUGCUAAUGUUAGCAUAGCAAAAGUCCGCCAGCUUCAAUGCUAUAUAGUACUAAUGUUUACAACAAUUGGCUAACUUGCAUAGCAAAAAUCCACUAGCUUAAAUGCUAUAUAAUGCUAAUGUUAGCAUAGCAAAAGUCCUCUAUCUUAAAUGCGAUAUAGUCCUAAUAUUUACAACAGUUGGCUAACUUGCAUUGGAAAACUCAACUAGCUUAAAUGCCAUACAAUGCUAAUGUUUACAACAUUUGGCUAAUUUGCAUAGCAAAAUUCUGCUAGCUUAAAUGCUAUAUAAUACUAAUGUUUGCCAGAUAGUUUCUGGUGCUCACUAGAAACAAUCUGGUGCGCACGAGAUUGCUAAAAAAAAAAUUUUUUCUGUCGAUGUCCCUUUAAGGUGACACAUGUGUACGAUGAUACAGCAGAGAUUGAUCAUUAAAUUCCUCCUUUUUAAUUUACAGUUUACAUACCUUCCAAAAUUAUUUUUUAAGCUAUUAUUUUCUUAUCAUAUUUUAAAUUCUAAAUUUUCUUCGAUUUUUAUUGUAUUCUAAAUGGAGGAUUUUCCUAUUUUUGUUGUAUUAUUCCAUAAUUUUUUUAAUGUGAUUAUUUUCAUGUAGUCUCCGAAUGCGGUUUUUUUUUUUUUUUUUUUAAUGUAAAUUCAGGUAUCAUGAUUACUUCUAACUAAAGAUGUCCCGAUCGAUCGGCAUCCUGAUCCGAUGACGUCAUUUUCAAAGUAUCGGAAUCGGCAAAAAAAUAUCGGACAUGCCUUUUUUUAAUUUUUUUUUUUUUUUUUAAUUAAAUCGUUUUCUAAUUGUAUUCAACGUUACAGACAAAAUGUGUUACAUUCAUCCAGAGUCUUUAGUUAUGGCUUAAAGUAGUGCUAUCAAAUUUAUCGCGUAAACGGCGAUAAUUAAUUUUUUUUUAAUUAAUCAUGUUAAAAUAUUGAAUGCAAUUAACGCAUGCGCUGCACGACCCACUCAUGCAUUGUCACGUUCAAUUUGUAAUGGUGCCGUUUUACCUAUAUACAGAGCUAACAGGCAACGUGAAAUGAGUAGAGAGAAUUUUGGCAGUCUUUGGAGCCUCUUUUUAAUUGGCUAAAGCCUUAAAAUCCCUCUCUCAACAAUUAGAAAUGUCGUGGGAAGCAAUGUGGGGAAGCAAGGUAGCAAUUGAUCUUUUUCUUACCACCCUAUGUUACUUCCCAACGCAGAGAAGAUAUAUCAAUUGCUGCCGCUACGCACAGUCAUGGUUGCACUUCCCAUCAUGCAUUUGGGCAUGGCUACAGUAUCAUUUACUGAAAGCUCAACAAAUACACUAGAUGGCAAUAUUUUGUCACAAUAUACAAAGUCACAUUUAUCCUUUAAGAAUUACAAGUCUUUAUCCGUGGAUCCCUCUCACAGAAAGAAUGUUAAUAAUGUAAAUGCCAUCUUGAGGAUUUAUUGUCAUAAUAAACAAAUACAGUACUUAUGUACUGUAUGUUGAAUGUAUAUAUUCGUCCGAGUUUUAUUCAUUUUUUUUCUUAAUCAAUUGCCAAAAUGUAUAUGAUCGGAAAAAAUUAUCGGGAAUGAUUGGAAUUGAAUCGGGAGCAAAAAAAAGCAAUCGGAUCAGGAAAUAUCGGGAUCGGCAGAUACUCAAACUAAAACGAUCGGAUCGGGAGCAAAAAAACAUGAUCGGAACAACUCUAUUUUUAACCUAAAUAGAUUGGACGUCAGUCACUGUCAAUGGCACUGAAUGAGUUAUAGCGUUCGGUAGUAGUGAAGUGUAUUUUGGUUAGGGUGCUCUAGAGGGCGUUGCAACCCCGCUCACAAUCCAUCCCACCCGCACGCGCAAACAUACACACGGACAGAUGUCAACGUGCACGACUUUGGAGAAACAAGCAUGUUCACGUUACACGUGUGACGUCAUCACACAUUGUCUUAUAUGCUCCUCGCAAGGGGGAAAAAAUGACCAUAUAUCAACUAGGUUAAAGGUCAUAUAAGCGUCAACUUUUGAACAACUUAGUCACCGCUGUCCCUCAAAAAGUUAAAUGUUGCUGCAGUUUAUUAAUAAAGCACUUUCAAAAAAUAUAGUUAUACAAAGUGCUGCAGAAUCAACUUAAAAAGCAAAUUUAGGCAUGAAGGGGUUAAUCGUGGCAGCCCUAUUGUGUGUUUUGGCAGUGAAAAGUCAAGAAAUCCAGAAGAGAUUUCUCAAGCGUUCACAUUUCUCCCUAUUGUCACACGCACACUCCAAUAUCCUCAAGUCACACGUAGAGAGGCGGUGCGUGUGGGCGUGGUCAGCGAGCGCAGUACCCGCCCGGGCCGCGCCGCCGAGCUAUAAAACAACUCGGCCACUUCGGACCCUCGACUCACGGGACGCAGGGACGGAAGGAGGGACGGAGCGCUUCAUUCCACUCCACUCCGCGCGAGCACGCGCGACUCGGCGGCCAUGCGCAUGGAGCUGCACAACCUGCUGUACGAGUCGGCGGCGCUGGCGGGCCCCCCGCAGUUCCUCCGGAGCCCGCCGCCGGGCGCGCCCCUCUGCCCGCAGGCCGACCCGGGCGGAGACAUCGGGGAAACGGAGACCUCGGUGGACCUGAGCGCCUACAUCGAGCCGUCCGCCUUCCACGACGACUUCCUGGCCGAACUUUUCCAACACCCGUCGAGGAUGCGCGCCGCCGAGUACGAGCACGCGCACGGACCCCAACUCACCUACGGCAAGACGGACGCCGCGGCGCUCAAGACGGAGGACCUGUGCGACGUGCACACUCGCCCGCUCUCCAUCAAGCAGGAACCGUGCGACGAGGACUUCCUGCGCGCCGGCUACCACGCGCCUCCUUACCCGCCUCCGCACCUGCAGUACCAAGCGGCCCGCUGCGCGCAGACCUCGGUGCACCUCCGGCCGGGUCAUCCCACCCCGCCGCCCACCCCCGCGGGUAGCCCUCACCCGCAGGCGCCGCACGACCCGCGGCGUCGGCCGCUCCCGGCGACCGGCAAGUCCAGGAAGCACGUGGACAAGAGCAGCCCCGAGUACCGUCUGAGACGCGAGCGCAACAACGUGGCGGUGCGCAAAAGUCGAGACAAAGCCAAGAUGCGCAACAUGGAGACGCAGCAGAAGGUUCUGGAGCUCGGCUCCGACAACGACAGACUCAGACGACGCGUGGAGCACCUCAGCCGCGAGUUGGACGCCCUGCGCGGCCUCUUUCGCCAGCAGCAGCAGCACGACCCCCGCUACGGGGGGCACGUGCACAGCUGAGGAGCCCCACGCGCGCGAUUGACGCUAAUGACAGUCAUCAAAUCUUUCUAUGCAACACUUGUUUUUCUCUACGACAAAAAAAAAACUACAAGAUUAAAGUUGAAAAAAACUGGUUACAUGUAUGGAUGCAGUAUGGCUAAUUUAGCCAAAUUAGCUGCUACGUGCUUUACGUCAAUGACCCUACCUUUGACCUACGACGUAUGAAUUGAUGAUAAUUCAAUGUAAGUGAGCCAAACAGUGAAGGAUUCCCUUAUUUUUGAAAGCAAUUCGAAAAAUACGAGAUGCUCUAUAUAAGAGGGGUGUGACAAUAUAUCGAAAAGACGAUACUUUGUAGCUCAAAAGUUUAGCGAUAUUCCCCGACCAAGACUCGAGUGCCGUCAAUGGCACUGAAACCAGAGCAGUCUGGUCACUUCCCAGCCUGUUUUAGGGCAUUUUUCAGGUGACUUCCUGUUGAUUGUGACUCACUUCAUAUUCAUUUGUGGACAUUGUCGAGUCACUUCCUUUUCAGUAACCCGAAAUCAACAGGAAGUGACCUGUAAAUGCCAUAAAAGGAAAAGGAAGUAACUGGAAAUCUACAGAAAGUGUCUUGUAAAUGCCCAAAAAAUCAAUAGGAAGGGACCGCACCAUAAAUGACUCUAAAUCAACAGGGAGUGACCUGUAAAUGACCCUAAAUCAAAUCAAUAGCAGUUGACCUGUAAAUGCCCAAAAAUCACAAAGAAGUGAACGUAAAUGCCCCCAAAAAAGGAAUUGACCUUUAAAUGCCCCCAAAUCAGUAGGAAGUGAAUGUAAACACCCCAAAAUCAACAGGAAGUGACCUUUACAUGUCCAGAAAUCGAAAGGAAGGGACCGUAAAUGCCCCAAAAUCAACAAGAAGUGACCUGUAAAUGCCCCAAAAUGAAUAGGAAAUGACCAGUAAAUGCUCCAAAAUCAACAGGAAGUGACCCGAAAUGUCCCAAAAAAGGAAUUGACCUUUAAAUGCCCCCAAAUCAGUAGGAAGUGAAUGUAAACACCCCAAAAUCAACAGGAAGUGACCUUUACAUGUCCAGAAAUCGAAAGGAAGGGACCGUAAAUGCCCCAAAAUCAACAAGAAGUGACCUGUAAAUGCCCCAAAAUGAAUAGGAAAUGACCAGUAAAUGCUCCAAAAUCAACAGGAAGUGACCCGAAAUGUCCCAAAAAAGGAAUUGACCUUUAAAUGCCCCCAAAUCAGUAGGAAGUGAAUGUAAACACCCCAAAAUCAACAGGAAGUGACCUUUACAUGUCCAGAAAUCGAAAGGAAGGGACCGUAAAUGCCCCAAAAUCAACAAGAAGUGACCUGUAAAUGCCCCAAAAUGAAUAGGAAAUGACCAGUAAAUGCUCCAAAAUCAACAGGAAGUGCCCGAAAUGUCCCAAAAAAGGAAUUGACCUGUAAAUGCCCCCAAUUCAGUAGGAAGUGAACGUUAACACCCCAAAAUCAACAGGAGGUGACCUGUAAAUGCCCAAAAAUCGAAAGGAAGAGACCGUAAAUGCCUCAAAAUCAACAGGAAGUGACCUUUAAAUGUCCCAGAAUGAAUAGGAAAUGACCUGUAAAUGUCCCAAAAAAGGAAGUGACCUGUAAAUGCCCCCAAAUCAGUAGGGAGGGACCGCAAAUCAGUAGGGAGGGACCGUAAAUGCCCCAAAAUCAACAGGAAGUGACCUGUAAAUGCCCCAUAAUCAACAGGAAGUGAACGUUAAUGCCCCAAAAUCAACAGCAAGUGACGUGUAAAUGACCCCAAAUCAAUAGCAUGUGACCUCUAAAUGCCCCAAAAUCAACAGGAAGUGACCUGUCAAUGCCUCAUAAUGAACAGGAAAUCACCUGCAAAUGCCCCAAAAUUAACAGGAAGGGACCCUAAAUGCCCCAAAAUCAUCAGAAUGUGACCUGUAAAUAUCCAAAGAGCAACAGGAAGUGACCUGUAAACACCCCAUAAUCAACAGGAAGUGAACAUUAACGCCCCAAAAUCAACAGGAAGUGAUCUUUAAAUGUCCAAAAAUCAAAAGAAAGGGACCGUAAAUACCCCAAAAACAACAAGAAGUGACCUGUAAACGGCCCAAAAUCAACGGGAAGUGACCCGUAAAUGACCCCAAAUCAAUAGGUGACCUGUAAAUGCCCAAAAUCGAAAGGAAGGGACCGUAGAUGCCCCAAAAUCAACAAGAAGUGACCUGUAAACACCCCAUAAUCAACAGGAAGUGACCUGUAAAUGUACCAGAAAAGGAAGUGACCUGUAAAUGCCCCCAAAUCAUUAGGAAGUGAAAGUUAACACCCCAAAAUCAACAGGAAGUGACCUGUAAAUGUCCUAAAUCAACAGGAGGUGACCUGUAAAUGCCCAAAAAUCGAAAGGAAGGGACCGUAAAUGCCCCAAAAUCAACAAGAAGUGACCUGUAAAUGUCCCAAAAAAAGAAGUGACCUGUAAAUGCCCCCAAACAGUAGGUAGAGACCUUAAAUGCCCCAAAAUCAACAGGAAGUGACAUGUAAAUGCACCAAAAUGAACAGGAAAAUACCUGUAAAUGCCCCAAAAUUAACAGGAAGGGACCCCAAAUGCCCCAAAAUCAUCAGGAAGUGACCUGAAAAUAUCCAAAAAGCAACAGGAAGUGAUAUGUAAAUGCCCCAAAAUUAAUAGGAAGUGAACGUAAAUGCUCCAAAAUCAACAGGAAGUGAACGUAAAUUCCCCCAAAUCAACAGGAAGUGACCCGAAAUGUCCCAAAAAAAGAAGAAUUGACCUGUAAAUUCCCCCAAAUCAGUAGGAAGUGAACGUUAACACCCCAAAUCAACAGGAACGGACCUUUAAAUGUCCAAAAAUCAAAAGGAAGGGACCGUAAAUGCCCCAUAAUCAACAAGAAGUGACCUGUAAAUGUCCCAAAAAAGGAAGGGACCUGUAAGUGCCCCCAAAUCAGUAGGAAGGGACCGUAAAUGCCCCAAAAUCAACAGGAAGUGACAUGUAAAUGCCCCAAAAUCAACAGGAAGUGACAUGUAAAUGCCCCAAAAUUAACAGGAAGGGACCCCAAAUGCCCCAAAAUCAUCAGGAAGUGACCUGAAAAUAUCCAAAGAGCAACAGGAAGUGAUAUGUAAAUGCCCCAAAAUUAAUAGGAAGUGAACGUAAAUGCUCCAAAAUCAACAGGAAGUGAACGUAAAUUCCCCCAAAUCAACAGGAAGUGACCCGAAAUGUCCCAAAAAAGGAAUUGGCCUGUAAAUGCCCCCAAAUCAGUAAGAAGCGAACAUAAACGCCCCAAAAUCAACAGGAAGUGACCUGUAAACACCCCACAAUCAACAGAAAGUGAAUGUUAACGCCCCAAAAUCAACAGGAAGUGACCUGUAAAUGCCCAAAAUCAAAAGGAACGGACCGUAAAUGACCCAAAAUCAACAAGAAAUGACCUGUAAAUGUCCCAAAAAAGGAAAGGACCUGUAAAUGCCCGCAAAAUGAACAAGAAAUGACCUGUAAAUGUCCCCAAAAUGAACAGGAAAGGACCCUUAACGCCCUUAAAUCAACUGAAAGUGACCUGUAAAUGUCCCAAAAACAAGAAGUGACCUGUAAAUGCCCCCCAAAUCAUCAGGAAAUAAUGUGAAAUGUACCAAAAUGAAUUUAUUAUUUAGUGGCUCCCACUGGCAGAUGUAGACGUCCAAUCCUUCAAAUGGAUUGGACGUCUACUAGUGCUAAACUCGAAGCAGAAGAAUGAAAAUCUCUUUUUUUUCAGUUUUUUUGUAGAAUAUCCUAGAAAGAUUUUCUGAUAAUUGUAGUAUCGCCUUAUCGUGAGAUCAUCGGUAUUGUCGUCAUCGUAUCGUAUCGUGAACCAUCAAGUUUCCCACCCUUACUAAAUAUUGAUUUUAAGGGAGGUGGCUAAGCGCUACAUUAAACACGUAGCAUCUCAUUUAGCUACAUUAGCCGUAGCGGAUCCAUACGAAUUACGACUUUAAUCUCAUUAAGAUGCGUUGGGGACGGACGCGUUUUUUCCUCGAGCGUGACGCGAUGUCACCAGUUGGACCAGAUAGGCCACGCCCCCGCGAUACAGCACAUUCAAAUUUCAGAUGACUGAAUUGACGACAAGGAAGCAACCAAUCAAACACGUUUUCUCAUUCUCGUGACUUCAGUUUGCCGGAACCUUCCUCAACGACCAGUCAACAAAAGUCCAAAGGACUAUGAGAAAUAUUAGGAGGUAAAAGUCACCAUUCUACAAGAAUGAAGUCGUAUAUUGUAAAAUGAAAAGAUUAAAAUCGUAAUAUUACGAGAUUAAAGUCGUUUUGUUGUUUAUUUUAACCUUACGUCAAGUUGUUUGGUGUCACGGGCUGAACAAGACAUUUCUGGAGAAAUGGCAAAAGUAGCUUUGCUUUGGCAGUCAAACCCUUGGGGUCACUUCCUGUUGAUUUGGGGGCAUUUUGGUAUCACUUCCUGUUGAUACCAAUUCACUUCCUGUUUAUUUGGUGGCGUUUAGGACUAAUAAACAACAAGUAACCCAGAAAUUCCCUAAAAUCAACUGGAAAAGAUACAAAAUUUACAGCAAGUGACCAUAGAAUUACCCAAAUUCAACAGGAAGUGACCCAAAACCAACAGAAGGAGACCUAAAAUAAAUAGAAAGUGAUCAAUGAACAAGCAGUAACUAAAAAAUGCCCUAAAACCAACAGGAAGUGACGAAUAAAACAAGAACUUACCAAGAAAUGCCCUCAAAUCAACAGGAAAUGACACCAAAUUUACAGGAAGUAACCUUGGAUGACCCAAAAUCAACCGAAAGUGACGUAAAACCAACCAGAAGUGACUAAAAAAAAGAAGUGACCCAAAAAUGCCCUAAAAUCAACAGGAAAUGAUAGACAAUCGAUAGGAAGUAACCCUGGAAUGACUCAAAAGCAAUUGAAAGUGACCCAAAACCAACAAGAAGUGACCCAAAAUAAACAGGAAGUGACUAAUAAAAAACAAGUGACCCUAAAAUGCCCUAAAAUCAACAGGAAAUGACAGAAAAUCGACAGGAAGUAACCCUGGAAUGUCUCAAAAGCAAUUGAAAGUGACCCAAAACCAACAAGAAGUGACCCAAAAUAAACAGGAAGUGGCCAAUGAACAGUAAGUGACACAAAAAUGCCAUAAAGUCAACAGGAAAUGAUACAAAUUCAACAGAAAGUGACCCAAAAUCAACAACAACUGACCUGAAUUAAACAGGAAGUGUCCAAAAAAAAAACUAAAAUCAACAGAAAAUAACACACAUUUUACAGGAAGUUACCCAAAAUGAGCAGGAAGUGGCCAAUGAAGAGGAAGUGACUCAGAAAUGUCAUAAAAUCAACAGGAAAUGACACCAAAUUUACUGGAAGUGACCCCUAAGUAUCCUAAGUGAGCCAGAAAGGCCCUAAAAUAAACAAGAAAUGAUAGAAAAUUUACAGGAAGUGACCCUGGAAUGAACCAAAAAUCAAUAGAAAGUGACCCAAAAACAACAGAAAGUGAUCUGAAAUAAACAAGCAGUGGCCCAGAAAUGCACUAAAAUCAACAGGAAAUUAUACAAAAUUAACAGGAAGUGACCCAAGAAUGAAGCAAAAUCAACAGAAAGUGACCCAAAACCAACAAGAAGUGACCUGAAUUAAACAGGAAGUGUCCACAAAAGCCCUAAAAUCUACAGAAAAUAACACACACUUUACAGGAAGUUACCCAAAAUGAGCAGGAAGUGGCCAAUGAAGAGGAAGUGACUCAGAAAUGCCAUAAAAUCAACAGGAAAUGACACCAAAUUUACUGGAAGUGACCCCUAAGUAUCCUAAGUGAGCCAGAAAUGUCCUGAAAUAAACAGGAAAUCAUAGAAAAUUUACAGGAAGUGACCUUGGAAUGAACCAAAAAUCAAGAGAAAGUGACCCAAAAACAACAGAAAGUGAUCUGAAAUAAACAAGUAGUGGCCCAGAAAUGCACUAAAAUCAACAGGAAAUGACGUAAAAUUUACAGGAAGUAACCCCUGAAAUGCACCGAAACUGAACAAAAACCCAACAAGAAGUGCCAUAAAAAAACAGAACAUGGCCAAUAAACAGUAAGUGACCCAGAAAUCAACAGGAAAUGAUGCAAACUUGACAGGGUGUGACAUCGGAAUGACCCACACAAUGAAAACAGGAAACAAAAGUAAAACAAAUCAUACUAGAAAAUGCAAUUUGUGGUAACUUUGCUUUGAUGGUUGCAAUAUCAGGUCACUUCCUGUUUAUUUUUGGGCAUUUCAAGUUCACUUCCUGUUCAUAUUGGGUCACUUCCUGUUGAUAUGAGGGACUCCCAGGUUCACUUCCUGUUCAUUUAGGGGCAUUUCCUGUUGAUUUGAGGGUAUUUCAGGAUCACUUCCUGUUGAGGUUGAAAUCUAUAGGAGUGAAUAGAGAUUUUUGCGCCAUUGAAAUGAAUAGGAAAUUUUGGCCAUUAGAAAUCAAUGGGAAAUUUGGCC